Messenger RNA from Caenorhabditis auriculariae, 17930 nucleotides. NCBI's taxonomy places the organism in Eukaryota, Metazoa, Nematoda, Chromadorea, Rhabditida, Rhabditidae. The record is from the annotation of a GenBank genome assembly.
AUGGGAGAGCUGGCAUUCCAACCGAAAAUGGCGACGCCAAGCAGCAGUGGAUUGGUAAGGUCUCCCCUUCGAACCUGUUCCCUACCUUGUCAAGCUUUUGAAGCUCUGUGAUUAGAUGGCCCCGCCCCCGUUUUUACUUUUAAAGUGCGGUUAUCCAAUCAGGGACUUUGACGAGCUCCAAGAGCCGGAAAAAUGUCAUGAUUGUUUAUCUCUUGGUUCAGUUCCUACUGCUCUUCGUGCUCAUCGUUUUCGCUGACGCGGCAAAUAGUCGUAAAGCAGGUAUGAAGGAGAAUUCGAUUUUUGCUUGAUCGGGAAAUUUGAAUAACUUUAUCAGAAAAGUUCUUUUACCACGCGACUGCCAGAGAUUUUUCGAAAAAAGCUACAAAACUUUCCAAGAUCGAUGUUCACUCAAAAAUCAGUAUUUAAAAGAAUAAAAAAUCAUCCAUUUUGAGUAUUUCAUUUAUAUAUGUCGUCAUAUUUGCAAAAUUGAUAAAAAAGUCUCCCUUAAAGAAAAAGUCUCCUUUUUCGAUUGCAUAUCAACCUCGGCUGAUUUUCUCGAUUUUCUUCCUAUUUUUCUAGUUCUUAGAUAGAUGAAACUUCCCCUUUAACAAGAAAGAUGAUUGAGAGAUUUCUGAAAUUCGGCUCGAACACUUUUUCGAUAAAUGAACACUGAAAGCUUCAACCAGUAAAUCCUUCUAAAUCACGAGAAAAAAGGAGAUCGUUUCAACGGAGUUUUCGUGAACCAUUUUUUCAUUCACAAACAAGACAAUUUUCAGACGUUUCCGGUAAGAUCUUCUGCAAAUCGCACGAAGGCAAAUGGGAGCCGAACAGCGAUAAAGUACUAUUUUCAUCGCAAGAAUGGCAAAAUUUGAAGAAACCGAAUAAAUCACAAACGACUGGGUUUUCGAAGCAAAAAGCUUCCAUCUUUUGAAUUUUGAUACCGGCGGCUUUAGACCCCACUGUGACUACUAAAUUUUUCCUGUUCAAUUUUUUUUUAAAUGGGAAGACAUGAAUAGACGCUAGAGAAAUAUAAAAUAUCUUUCUCUGCGUCUCUUCAGGCCAUCACUGAUCUCUCUACCGUUGUCGAGCGAAACCGAUUAUUUUUUCAGAGUGAUGUCGAUUCAUGCAAUGAUAUGAAGCUAAACGUGGAAACUGGAAACGAAGUAGGUUCAAAUCUGAAAUUUUCCUACAGAAGCUAAUUUCAGAAAAAGGCGAAGGAGGCUUGCGAAUAUCUCGUUCCUUUCAGCGUUCACGAUUCGAAGGAAGGCUUUCCCACAAUGUGCAGUUUCAGUAAGUUUUUUUGAUAAGUUUUGUUUUUUAAAUUAAAUUUAUUAGUAUUUAUUAGGUUACAGAAAUGAUCUCUUCCGUUUUAAACUACUCCCAACAUCUGUUUUUUUUUUCCCGCGCCCCAAAAAUAUUAAAACCUUUAUUGCUUCAGAUGUUGAGAGCACGUGUAAAGACGGCUGGCACCAGAUUCACGGUCGCUGCUUCCGAAUGUAUCAAACUGGGAAGACCUUUGACGAGGCCAAGAAGCUUUGCAAAAAACAAAGAGGAUCCAAACUGGCCGUAAUCGACAGUGUGCGAACCCACCGUUUUCUGAUUUGUAAGAGCUCUUUCUCAUAAAAACGUGUUGUUUAACCAUGAUUUUUUCAGCCGUCUUCACAAACCUCUACUCGGUAUGGGUGUCGACGACUGAGGGUUACGUGAGGACAACCCAAAAGGCUCAGGGCAACUUCAAAAAUUCGACAUGUAAGUCGAAACCGAAUAUUCACCACAGUUGAAAAUCUUGAACGGAUUUUUUACUUUGAAAAAGCACAGCGAAGCUUGAAAAAAUCGAAAGCGUGGAUGAGUUAAGAUAAUGGUAAGCUGCUAUAACAAAAGUUUAUUUCCUUGACUCUGGUCUUGAAAUUGAUUUAUGUAUCAGGGAAAAUUGAGCCUUUGAAGGUAAGCCUAACAGCAUUAAAAAAAAAGCUGUGAAGAGACUAAACAUACCGGUAAUGAACUAUUGCGAAGCUUCAACUUCAGCCUAUCAACUGUUGGUUGGAGCGGCGGUGUGGAAAGGAGUGGCGCCAGGAUCGCUCUAUCCUGAAGACCCGAAAAGGAAGGCUCAUGUAAUUUGCCAGCUUCCGGUUAUGAACACAGUGGCAAGUGAGUUGAUCAUGAUCGAAAGAAGAAUAAAAAUUAUCGAUAGUUAAUGUCAAAACUAGCAACCAUAUAACUGAAUAGAAUACUUGCAAGGGAAAAUUUCCAUAUUUUGGUCGAAAGGAUAAACUUUUUUUUUCGCUGAGAAAUCAUAUAAGGAAAAAAGAACUUUUUCACAUCCUCCAUAGACAAAAAGAGCAUUGUGGAAGCUUUGCUUCGAGAAACGAUUGUAUGGAGUGUGCCUUGAGAUUAGCUGGGAUCAGAAAUUCGAAACUGACAAAAAUAAGAGGGAGAAUAAAGACCGCGCAAUUUCUUUUUUGCAGUCCAGAAUUUUGUCAACGACAGGCGCUCGCUGCUCAAGUUGGACGGCUAUGUUGGGUGAGCAGAAAUUUCGCUUUUCAAAAAAAUUGUAUUUAAAGAACUGAAACAAAUCCAUACUUAUUCCUGUCGCAGAACCAUUAUCGGUACGUUACUACCUUUUUAGCAAUAGCAUACGAGAUUAAAAAACAAAAACGUUAUUCCAGCUACCAGCCGACAGCAAAUGGUGGGACAAGUGGACAAGCCUUCCACCAACACUGUCAAGUUUUAUUUUCCGAGACAAUACAUUCAAGCUUCUGGAGUUUUAGAAGAUUACGUCGUCUUUCUUGGGCUUCGCCGCAGACGGAGCGUUCUCCCCGAAAAGUCAGGAUAAUUUAAAAUACUUUCUUAAAAAGGUAAAGAAAAUAAAUAGUUGUGGAUUCAAAUUUAUCUUUGAAGGAAAACAUCUACUACGUUCUGCUGGCGGCAAAAAAACGAACUUCAAUAAGAGCACGUGUCCUGAUCCAUCCGCAUUCAAUACUUUCAAGGAAAAGUUCGGUUUUUUCAUGUCUCGUUAUCAUAGAUUAGGUUUGUUUUAAUCAAUCAGUACUUGCUUCUGUACAACUACAACCAGUUUCCGUAAAACCUUAAAAACUCUAUUAGAAAAUCGAAUAAACUUUUGAUUUUCGAAGUCGGAAAAUGAACACAAUAAUUACAUUGUCACAGCUACGACUCGAGGGGUGUAUGCGGUUACUUUAGCCAGAGCGAUCAAGGCUGCCAUUCAUUCAUAGAAUACGAUGGAAAUGAGGUGACAUUUUCGAAUUUCGAAGUUUCUUUCUUUUUGAUUGAUUGUAUUUUUGAGACCCUGAUCAGCUUCCGUUUGGCUGACCUCAGAAUUAACUGCGCCGACCAGACGGCCAUCGUGGGCACAAGUCAAUCCGAGAAGUGAGUGGAACGAUUGCUCUCUUCUUGAUUGAAAAAAACCUCGCCGCUCAUUACUUUUCUUUUAUUAUCUUCUUUUUGCACUGUCAAUUUUCGAGGGAAGACAAAAAGUCUUCCAUAGAUUCAACUGAUAAAGAGUAGAAAAAAUUAACCACUGAAAAAAAUGAAUUCAAUUUUUUGAGUCUGCACAUUAAAAAAACUGUUUUUCUCUAUCUGCUAACUUGCAACAGUGUUCAAUUCAGAGCGUACUCGGUUUCGCGACAUGUUCGGGCUCAGAUCCCAUGUGCCACCCGUAAGCUCGUUUUUUUUUUCAAAAAGAAACUGAGUAGACGAUGCCGGUCCAAAUUUCUUCAUUUUCUUGAUGCGUCCAGAAGUUCUCAAAUUUACUUUGUUAUUUUUCAUUUAAUGAGCUUUGACCUUUUGCCGUUGACAGCCCCGAGUUGGCCGUUUUGAUAGCUGAUCACAUUGGUCUCGUAAAUGGUUUUCAAACUUGAAAUAAGCUAAAAUACGAAAAAAACAAAUUUUUUUUUAACGGGUUUAAGCCACCCGUAAGCCGGUUUUUUUUUGUAAACACAGCGUAAAAAGAAAGAUUUUUCGACGAUUGAAGUCCGAUAUAUGUAUACACUAGAGUCUGCAAAGAUGAACUUUCAAUCAUUUUUGAAAGAACAAUAUUUGAAAUUUCAUUUCGAAUGAUUCUUUUUAUUUAUAAAUGACAUGUUGAUUUACCUAGGGACCGCAAGGCCACACCCCCUCGCUGACCAAAAAACGUCGUAUAUUUCGUUGCAUUUUUGACAUUUCAUUGUUGUUUAUGCAGUUUCCCUGAACCGUUUUGGGAAAAAAUUAAGGGAAACAUACAAUCGGCUAUGCUCUACAAUUCUACAUAGAAGAAAUAGCUGUAAAUAAAAAAAACAUCGGUUAAAAUGACGUUUUUUCGCGACGCCUUUGUGCGAAAAAGUGGAAAAACGUUGAAUACUUACAAUCCCGCUCGUAGGCAAGUUAUUUUUUUUUCUUAUUUUGUUAAGCAUGUAAAAAUACACCAUAUAAGUAAAAAUAAAAAGAUUCCUGCUUGUGCUUUCAAAUAUCGAAGCGCCGGAAAAUUGCAACUUUCGAAAUUCGGGAACUUUAGCAUUUUCCGCGAAACAUGUUAAAUGUUUUUUUGAACUGUUCUCUAUAAAUUUCAGAACAUUUCAAAAAAAUAAAAAAACAAAAACUUUCAUUCCAACCUUAAUUUUAAAAAAAUAAGUUUUGAUUUUUUUGAUUUUUUUGAAACACUUGGAAAAAGUGUUUUAACCGUCGUAGGCAAAUUAUUUUUUUCUUAUUUUGAUUUGAUUUACUUUUUUUCUUCAACAUAGUCAAAAAAAUAAAAAGAAAUCCUGCUUGUGCUUUCAAAAAUUUGAUUCAUUCGAACAAUAAAAAAACAGCGUCCUGCAUUUGCGCGUUGGCGAAAUUGUGCAUUCACCGACCCACGAAAAUUCCGAUUUCGCGAUGUUUUCAAAGCAAAAAUAGCGUAAAAUUUUUUUGAAAUGAGUCAAACGUUCAGUAAUAUAAUUCGGAAAAACAAAAUAGAACUUCACAUGCUUUUUCCAGAACAAAAAAAUUAUUUUAGUCUCGCCAAACUCCCACUAUCAGGAUUCCAUUGGAAAAACACGUUCAAAGUCGGGAAAUUCACCUGAAUAAGACAUAAAAAGUGGAUUUUAAUGAGUUGAGCGCAUUUAAAAAGUGCUGUAUUGCUACAAGAAUGGUUAUAAAAGUCAUUAAUAGUUAAUUAAUUCGUGUUUCUAUGGAUUCACAACCUUUUAUUGGUUCCGAAUUCUGUAUUAAAUCUUGUUUCAGGGAGAAUUUGCGUUUAUCCAUGCUUCCUAAUGAUAUUUUAACAGUUUUGAACAUCAAAAGCAUUGAAAACUCCGUAAAUAUUAAUUUUGCUUUUUUUGCCGUUGAAAAUCGUUCAACUUAUUCUUUUUCAGUGUUUAUUUUUGCUGGUCCUCAUCUUUGGACAUUGUUCUAUCAUUUCCAAUAAUGAAAAACUAUCAUUAGUGUGUUUUAGUGCGAAAAAAAAUUAACAAGAAACUUUUUCUCUAAUUUUUUUACUGGUAUUUGAGAGCGCGCCGCACCCUUGCAACGCCCACUUUUUUCGCGACCUCGACCAAAUUUUCUACAGAGAAUUGAAAUCGCGAAACGCGCGCUUUAAUGGCUGUAACUUCGUUCAGAGUCAAUAUUUUUCCAAGAUCUCUUUUUUAAAAGUUGCCAGGACUAUGAAGUACACGGUCAUAUAAAAAUCAUUCAAAUCUGAUGGUUUCUAGAAAACUGCCUGCGGCCCCUAGAUUCGCCAAAUAAAACGAAAUAUCACAUUAUUUGAGCAUGUUAACUUACACAUGUUAACACAUUAUUUAAGCGUGUUAACAUUAAGCCAAAAUGUUAACAUUUCAUAUAUUAGGUGACAUCUUAUGAAAAUAAAGACCAAAAGGUUGGUCGAAAGAUUAUUUUUGCAUGCUUUAAUGUGCACAACAUUUUUUAUUUGAGGAAAGUUCCCGAAAUUUAAAUAAUCAAGCAGAUUGUGGAUUGCAAAUGUUACAAACUAUCCCUUUCUCCCACUCGGAGCCAGAAAAAAUCCAACAACAAACCCCUUUUCGCAUUUUCUCAGAAAAAAAUUUCUAAAAGUCUCUCCGUUGUUGCUUUUAGCGGCGAAGGUUCGAAAAAAAGUUCCCAGAAGAGACAAAAGACGGUAUUAUCGUUACAGUGUUUGAUCACCCUACUGCAUCUGCUUCGGGGUCUGCUCGCGGGUCUGCUUCGAGGUCUUCAUCUAUUACCGGUAAUCGAGGAUAUUUUUCAAAAUAUAAUUCUAAAAGUAGUCAUUUAGACGAAUCGUGUGAUUCGCAAACCAUCAGUUUUUUGUUCUACCGGGAUUAUGAUGAUGAAGAAAUGUGCAUUUCCCUUGUAAGUUAAAAUUUUUUUAAUUACGAUUUCCUUUUUUUUUACUCUUUCAAAUGGAAUGUCAUCAAGUUCUCAUAGCUUUUAUAAGGAUCAGAGAUUUUCAUUGCUAUUGUUCUCAUGUUUGAAAACAAGUACAGAAGAAUUACUUUCUCGGAUGUAAAACUUUGGAUUGAUGAAAAGUUGAAGAACUUCAUGGAACUUUGCUGAGAGAUGCUUCAGGAACUCCUGAUAACAGAUCGGUGGAGAUUGGAUUUAAAACUGUUCUAAGUCUCAAGAUAUGAAUUAUCAUAUCAGGUAUUAGAAUGGUAUUAUGCGACCUCAGCGGUGUUACGUCACAAAGUUAGACGUGCUCGCUUCCAGAAAUAGUUCAGAAGACAUGUCUACGUGCUUAUUGAAAUCAGUCAGAUAGUGCAUGCGGAAAGGUUAAAAAACCGAAUAAGAUGACCAGUGAAUUGUGCCACCGGCGUCUCUGUGACCAUAGAUUUCCGAUAACAGUUCAAAAGAGAUCAAGGCUUUCCAGGGCGAGUAGAAAAUCAGAAGAGACCCUCGAUUGGGAUGAAUUUCCAUCAUUAAUGAUCCCUUGAAAUGAGCUUAGAAAUCAACCAUCAGAAUAACUAAACAGAUUAUGAAAAUUGACAGUCUCCUCUAUCGAAAAGUGUAAAAAACAGUUUUUUGAAUCGUUUUGAAGAAAUGGCUCGCGGUCCCUAGAUAACUCUCAAAUGCCUUGCAAGCAGGAUAACCCUCAAAUUCCGAAGCACCAGCAGUGUGAUCGUUUCGUAGUAUUUGUAUAUAAUGAUAUAUUUUGCUAGACAACUCAGUUGUUGACCUAAAUUAUUUAUUAUAUAUGGAUAUGGAGAAACGAUCAGAUUUCCCAAUCUAGGUAUCUUCCCAAAAGAAGAUACAUUUUCCCCACCCGUGAUGUAAUUUGAUGAGGCAAUCAAAGCGUACAACAGGCGCAGAAGGUCAAUGAAAAAUGCUUGCUGUUAACAACAACUCAGCUGAACCGCUACUGGUGAAAUGGUUGUCUGAAGCAGGGAUGCACGAGACGAAGUUUUUUCAUCUCGAGACGAAAAAAAAUUAUCUCGAGACGAGGAAUUUUUGUGAAAAAGAUCUCGAGGCGAGUUCGAGACAAUUCGAAAUGAAAAAAAAAAUCUACAUUUCUGUUUCGAAACAACACUUAUAAACGACCAAAACUCAAAAAUGUGCAAAAACGUAUAUUUAUUGAGAGAUAUUACACCAAAAUCUGUUUGUGUAUCGCCACGUGAUCUUCGAACACGUGAAAAUUGUAAAACUUCAGUAAGGCUUUUGGCGCAUACAUGGGCAGAAAAGUUUUCAAAACCAAACGUUUGAACGAAAGUUCAACUAAACAUUUUUCAAACUUUCAUUAAAACCGAUCUUUGAAACUUUGAAAUCGAACGUUGAUCGGAACGAACAUUCAUUCAAUGUUUGAAAAAAGUUUGAUUGAAAAAACAAAAGUUCGUUUUUCGUUCGGAAAACGUUUGAUCAAAACUUGAACGAUUUGAAUGUGGCCGUUUUCGAUCACUCUUCGAAAAUGAAAUUGUUUCGAAUUGUUGAGAACAAACUUUUCAUGUUUUCAAACUUUCAUUUUUUCAAACAUUCGGUUUUGAGAACGCUAAUGGGCCUCUGUUUUGCAAAAUGAACUUUUAUGAAAUUACAAUCAUAAUUAAAAAGAGCUCUGAUACACACGCAAACGCCCACUUGUUUUUUUGGAUGAUUUUUUUAUCCUUUUUGAUAGUUAUAUAAAAACUAGUUGAACUAACUAAAAAUAUAAAAAAAUGACUAAUUUUUUUCUACAUUUUUUUCUAUCGCUGCGUUUACCCGUGCCACCUUUCAUAUUGCUAAAAAAAUUUACUAUAGCGUUCUGCAGAGCUUCAACUCUUAUUCACUCUCGUUUUUUCGAAACGGGGUUCAAGUUUUCAAAAAGAACAAGAUUGACUAAUUGUAUUUUUUUAGGAUGACGAUGAGGAAAAAAAUCACUACGAAGCAUUAAAUGUUUGCAUUGAAAGGGACGGCCACUUGGCGAUCUUCCGAAGCGAAAAAGAGAUGAAAGAGAUCUACAGUAAGUAUUCAUAAGCAAAAAAAAAUAGUAACCAAAUAAAGAGUACGAUUUUGCGUUUCUGAACCGGAUUGCUGUUGCAAAAACUUAAAAAUGUGCUGCGCUUAACUAAACGUAUAACUUAUAAAUUAUAUCAUAAAUUUCACAUAAAAUUGGAAAACUGUAAUAAAGCUUCGAAAAAAUCUGAAAAUUUUUUUUAUUUUGAAUAUUAUUGCUCUAAAACAAUUCAAAAAAAAAGUGGUGCACUAACCAGAAAAGAAAACUGACUCAAAUAUAAUUUAGAAACAAAAAAAACGGAUAAUUCAAAUCAAAAUUUUCGGAAUUUUUGUGGUUCAAAUAUCAAAAACGAAGAUUUUCAAAAAGUGUCCAAGUCCUACGAGAUUUGGUUAAAUCGGGAACCGCUACUCCCUGACGUCACUUUAUGAAAUCUUUCAGAACACAAGCAAUAAGGAAGAUCAAAAUUUUGGUUAUAUAUUUAUUUUAUUCACGUGAAAAAAAAUUGAAGAAUGAGACGAGCCUGAAUUGCGCUUUUGCAAUGAAACUGCGCCCACUGAUUGCGUUUGUCAACGUUUUCACUUUUGUGCAUGACACCCAAUAUAAUUGCCGAUAUCGCAGCGGGCCGCAAGCGAUAUAGCCAAGGCUUCUUGCUGCGACCUCGUCAAAAUCUCGUUGCUAUAUCGCUCCCUCUCAGAAAUUUGAAAAUUUGAAAAACAUUUUUUUUUUUUGCUUUAUUUUUGACUUUUAUUAUGAAAUCAAUCAAAUUCAAGAGAAAACCAUUUUUGAAGAAAAUUUUUUCAGAGAGCGAUAUACCGCAAGACGUUUGCGAUGCCGUGUUCAAAUUAAUUUCGCGAAAUACAAAAUAGCCGUCAGAGAAAGAAAAAUAUAACUAAAUUUUGGAGAGUCAGAGAUCAUUUUGCAUUUCACGAAAUUACUUUGAACACGGCACGAGGUCGCAGCGAGAGGCGAGCGAUAUUGCUCGCGGCUCCCCCGCGGUAUAGCAUCACUCUCGCUGCGAUAUAGUCCACACUACUGGGUGGAAGAUUUUAUUACAUUGUUUCCUUAUAUUCAGUUUUUAAAUGCAAUUUUCAUCAACUUUAUAAAAUUUCGAUGGCUUUUUUGAGCCCAUUUUAUCAUGUUUCUUGAAUUAUUUUGAAUGUUCGAGCAGGAUCACCCAGUUUUGUGGAAUAUAUCGCAGCGAGAGUAAUGCUAUUCCGCGGGGGAGCCGCGAGCAAUAUCUCUCGCUUCUCGCUGCGACCUUGCAAACGUCUUGCGCUAUAUCGCUCUCUGAAAACUUUUCUUAAAAAAUAUUUUUUUCGUUAAUUUGAUUCAUUUCAUCAUAAAAGUCAAAAAUAAAGCAAAAAAAACAUGUUAUUUUAAUUUUCAAAUUUUUGAGAGGGAGCGACGCAGCGAAAUGUUGACGAUAUCGCAGAAAGAAGCCUUGGCUAUAUCGCCUGCGGCCCGCUGCGAUAUCGGCAAUUAUGUUGGGCGAUGGCACAAAUUAGGAAACUGUUUUUUGAUGUAUGAAUAAGCAUGAACACUCCAAAUGAACAAGAUAAUUUAUUAUACUGUUAAUACUAAGAACGGUCAGAUUAUCAUUUUUUACUUGGAUCUGUUUAUCCAGUAUAUACUAUUUAUUAGAGUUCUCAAAAUGACCAAUUGAAAAAUGACAUUUUUUUCAAAAAAACGAAAAAAAUUUUUCUUUUUGACAUUUCAAACGAACGUCGUUUUUUUGAAAGAUCAACCAAAAAUUGAUCACUUUCAUUCUUUUCAUUUUGUGACUUUUUCAAAUAAUGGCUGAAAAAAAUGAAUGGUCAUUUUUCUAAAUAAUCAUAUUCUGACUAGUAAAUAAAUGUUCGUCCUAAUGACCAAAUUUUUUUGAAAGUGAAAAAGUAAAUGGUCACUUUUUUUUGACCAAAAAUUUUCGAAACGAAUUUUUAAAUGUUUACUCUUUUUGACCAAAAAUUUUCAGAAGUGAAAUUUAAAUGUUCAUUUUUUUGACCAAAAAUUUUUUUAAAAAUGACUUUUAAAUGUUCAUUUUUUUCCAACAAAAAUUUCCGAAAUAAACUUUAAAUGUUCAUUUUUUUGAACAAAAUUUUCAAAAAUGAAUUUUUUUAAAUGUUUACUUUUUUUGACCAAAAAUUUUCAAAACGAAUUUUUAAAUGUUUACUUUUUUUCGUAGAAAAAAAGAUUUUUUUCAACUGUGAAAACUAAAUGUUCAUUUUUUGGCCGAUAGUUUUCCGAACCUGGAUUUUCCGAACCAAAAUCCAAAUCAAUAGUUUUCCUUUUUCCUCAUUCAAUUAAUUCUCCAGAUAGCACCUUUCUUCCGUUCUGCUCAUUUUUGACCGGUGCCAUAUAAUUUUUCCCGUCCUUAACCGGCUUUUAGCUUUGCCCUUGACCAUCCAAAUCACUGUUUUCCAACAGAUUUAUUAAUUUUAACCAGAAAUUAGUUUGAAUUUCGAAGUAAUCGAUUCAAGAUUUCAUUUGGAGAAGACUGAGAUAGAAUUGACUCCGGCACAGAUACUGCCAAAUGCCGUAAUAGUAAUGAAUUAAUUAAUAAAUAAAUGUUUACCUUUUUUUGAAAAAAAUUUUUCAAAGUGAAAUUUGAAUGUUCAUUUUUUUGACCAAAAUUUUUCAAAGUGAACUUUAAAUGUUCACUUUUUUUGACCAAAAAUUUCCGAAAUGAAUUUUUAAAUGUUUACUUUUUUUGACCAAAAAUUUCCGAAAUGAAUUUUAAAUGUUUACUUUUUUUGACCAAAAAAAUUUCAAAAUGAAAUUUAAAUGUUCAUUUUUUUGACCAAAAACUUAAAAAUGAAAUUUAAAUGUUCAUUUUUUUAACCAAAAAUUUUUUUCGAAAAAAAUAAGUAAUUGUUCAUUUUUUUCAAAUGCUCAGUUAUGAAAUUUAACCAAAAUGAAGUUUUUUUAACAAACGGUUCAUGUGAAAUUUAACUAAUUGGUCGAAUUCAUCAAACGUUCGGAAAAUGUUUGGUUGAACGUUCGUUCAAACAUUUACUUUUGAGAACUCUACUAUUUAUGUUUAGGGAGCGCAAAGCCUCGCCCCUUUUUCGCACCAAAAUUGACGACUUUUCGGUUGAAAAACUGAUUUGAAGCUCUGUUAGUGAGCAAAGCGCUAAUUGAAAAAUUUAUAUUUCUUAUUUUCCUAAGUAAUCAACAUCGCUCUACAAAACUAGAUAACUUUCAAAUCCAGCAAUUUUUGAAAUUUAACCCAAAAAAGAAGAAAACUGUGAUGAAAAGUCGACACAGUUCACGAAACAAACCCGUGUCACAUAACUACAUGCGUUUCACAUCUGAAUUUUAGAUAUGUUAUUCAUUAUGACAUCCUUCAAAAUAUAUAGGAAAUCAAAAAAAUUCUGGCGGUGCCGAAAAAAGAACGAAGCUUGUAAAGUUACACUCAAAAAACAGAAACGUUUGGAGCAAAAAUGCGAAAAAAUUUUCAGCGACAACCUAGUGAUUUUCUUUGAUUAAAAAAAUUGAAAAAAAGUCUGACCAACGUGAAAACAAAAAAACAAAAUCAAAAAAACCGAGCAAAAUGAGUUUAAAUUUGCAUUCACAAAAAGACGCCCGCAAAAAAAUGAAUUACGUUUUUUUAAAGCGUUUCACAAGAGCAAUGUCGUUUCACGUUUUUCUUUUUUUGAUAUGCUUUCGCCUUUACAAUUUUACAUGUUUAGAAAAAAAAUAAAAAAAAAUCUGGCGGUGCCGAAAAAAGAAUGAGCAUUUUGAAUGACCGAAAACGGUCAAUUUUUUAUUUUAUUUUUGCGCGUCGAAGCGUGUCGUGUGUGUGAUAUUGCGCCGUUCUGAAGGAAAAUAAGUGUUUUACGGGCGAAAAAUAGGAAAUCCAACAUUAAAAAUUUAGAACUUUGUGUUUUUUUCUAUGAUAAUUGAAAUUAUUUCUCAUUUUUUUGUUUAUGUGACUGUUAGACUGUACUUUCUUGAUAAUUUGAACAGAAAGUAUUAUAUAAUAGUUAUCCCGUUGGUGCCGAGGAUCCUUUUUUCUUAUUCUUCGAACUAAUUAUUUUUUUAAAAACCUUAAACUGGGUGUAUAACAAUCAGAGAAGCAUUCUCAUCAGUUUUCAACAGAAAACCGAUUUGAAAACGGUUGAAUAUGAAUGAAAAACGAGCCAAAACAGUGCGGCGGCAGCCGAAAAUUUGGAAAACGCCAGAUUUUUCGGUUUUCUCGCGCGUCACUAGAAGCUUCAUAACUAGGCUCAAAAUCAAAAUUUUUCGAAAAGCUAAUCUGAUUUGAUUUUUGGACAAUCUGCUCUAUCCGAUGAUAUUGGAUUCGGCUAUGCAUUACUUUUUUCAAAAAAUGGCUUGUGGUGCCUAUGUAUUAGAGUUCUCAAAACCAAACGUUUGAACGAACGUUCAACCAAACAUUUUUCAAACUUUUAUUGAAACCGACCUUUGAUUGAAAUUUCGAAAUCGAACGUUUGAUCGGAACGAACAUUCAUUCAAUGUUUGAAAAAAGUUUGAUCGAAAAAACAAACGUUCUUUUUUCUGUCGGAAAACGUUUGAUCGAAAAACCAAACGUUCGUUUUUCGGUCGGAAAAACUUUGAUCGAAAAACCAAACGUUCGUUUUUCGGUCGGAAAACGUUUGAUCGAAAAACCAAACGUUCGUUUAUCGGUUGGAAAAAUCAGUGGACGAGACCUUACGAGACUACGAGGACAAAAAAAUUUCUAAUCAUCGUCAUCAGAAAUUAAGUUUGUUCAUUUUGAAGUUAUUUGUGGAUAUACCCUGCUGUGUCUACCGCUAGCUUUACGGGCACUUUUUCAUAAACAAGCUAACAAUUUUGACAAAGCGGACGUAAAAAGAAAUAGCGGGAUUUUGAAUUUUUCCCGAGAAGCAGAAGCUGUUUCUGAAUGAAUAAUAACCUACUAUCUUUUGAACCGUGAACUUUGUGAACCGAAGGGGUAUAGACGAUUCACGGCUAGGUUGGGACGCAAAAAGACGUGGCCUGUCUGCACUCUCCACCAACCAAGGCACUGACUCGUCUCUUUUCGUGGUAGGACCCUUUUCUCGAUGACUCAAUCCAGCCGUGAAUCAGCUAUACCAAAUGAACCCAAAAAGUGAUCUUUUAAACCUAAUGGCGUGUUCAUCGGACAAAACGAAAAUUGCUUCGAAACGCGAAAAAAAAAAACCCUCCAAAACAAAAAUUAGUACUGUUUUGGAGCAACUUUGGCGCGCCGAUGAACACGAUUUUUCGUUUUGAAGCCUGUUCCGUUUCUCCGAUGAACACGCCAUAAUAAUAUUUUUGUCGUGUAAGUUGUUUGAGGUUGAGAAAAAAGGUUGACAAAAUAUCAUUUUUUGGGUCCAAUUGAUACUCCUUCGGUUCACAAAGAUCAUUCGGUUCGCAGAGAUCACGCUUCAAAAGAUAAUUGGCCUCUUGUGAAUGUAACUCCCGAAAAAAGUUUUGAAUUAAUGUUCAACCAAACUUAUCCGAGCUCUAAUUAAAAUUUUAAUUCCAAUUUUCGAAAAACAAACGUUUGUUUUUCGGCCAGAAAAACGUUUGAUCAUAACUUGAACGAUUUGAUUGUGGCCGUUUUAGAUCAAUGUUUGAAAAAUGAAAUUUGUUCGAAAUGUUGAAAAACAAACUUUUUCAUGUUUUCAAACUUUCAUUUUUUUCAAACUUUUGGUUUUGAGAACUCUACUAUGUAUGUUGAUCAGAAUUAAGAAUGAAAUAGCCGUAGCGGCGGCAGCCCCCAAAGUGAGAAAAAAUAAUAUAGAAACUUUUUGAAGGUUUUAAAAAUUUCAAAAUGAAAAAAAUCAAAAAAGAAAAAAUGUAACCUCAAGGGGUCUGGGGGCGCCAGUUCACAUCUGAAGAAAAAAAGAAUUAAUAUAGAACCUUUUUAAAAUUUCUAGAAGAAGUAGGUAAAUCAGAGAAUAGAAAAAAAAUACAACUAAAAGGGAAUUUUGAAACGUGAUGUGUGUAUCUCUGUUUCUCAUGUGAUUGGAAAAGUUUGAAAGGCAUAGGGGCAGUAAAAAAUGGGGUUUCAGGUGAAAGCAGUAUCUUAUAUAGUUUUUCUUUUCGAAUCGAAUGGUGUACUCAAAACAAUUACAGAUGUAUCAACUUUAGAAGAAAAACGCGAUUUUACUUUCCCGCCUUUAUUUUUGAAAAAAGCUUUGGAUCGGCCUUAGGACAAAUGUUUACAGUAGCCGUGCACGCGAUGUUGCGGACGUCUCAUUAGACUCGCAUUUUGGGAGAAAUAACCGGAUAUCUGCUUCAAAUCAGUGGUUUCUUCUCUGAAAAAUCGAUAAAGAAAACAGAAAAUACACAUUGAUAAUAAAGAAAACUCAAAAUAUUGCUAUUCCAACCGAAACCUGUGUAAAAUCAUCAUUUUUCACGAAAAACGCUUUUUUGCGAUCAAAGUUUGCCAAUUACACAUGAAUAGAAAGCUUUUGUGACGAAAAGAACUUUGGUGACAACAGUAAAAAAUUAAAAAUUGAAAGAAAUGAAGAAAAAAGCGAAAAUCCGGAAGAUGGCGAAGCCUGUUGUCCAUAGAGCAACUUUACUGCAAAGCGCCCUUUUGGCGGAAACUCAAGCUUUCCUUUCUUUGUCUUUGAAUAAUUCUUUCUUCAAAACUCGGAACUUCUGUACGUUUUCAAUUUCACCUUUCAAUUCGCAGUGAAAACCUAUACAAAGUACUGCUUUGAACUAUAACACCGUUUUUUUACUGCCCCUAUGCCUUUAAAUGUGACAGGUAAAAACUUUUAGGACAUUUUGAAACGUGAUCCGUGGAUAUUAUUGCUGGAAACAUUUUUUGAAGCAAAAAGUGAAUUGCGUUUUUAUAAAUUCUUUUUUUCUUUUUGAAACACUAUUUCCGACCAAAAUUUUCUAAAUGCUCUCAUUCGAUGUGUUUACUUUGGCUCGACUAUUUGAAAGUUCAUUUCUUUUACGCGCAUAGUGUGGAAAAUUAUUCAAAAUUCAAACUACGACCCUGAUUUUGAGCUUCAAAUUGAGCAUAGAACUUGAAAUUCAUUAAAAUUCCCAAGUUUCGAGCCUUUUUUUGAUCAAAAACCCAUACUGAACCUUGAUAACUGCUUGAUUAAACUUUUGAACUCAAAAAAAAAAACGACGAAUAUCCGCGAAAAGUGAUAACUUGACCCUUCCUCAGGCAUGUCGUUACCUUGAAAGGAGCCGAGUUUCACGGCUGAUGAGGUGCGAUUUUUUCCGAGCAGAACUGCGAGGAGAUCUUGCUCACCAUAGAAACUUUUCUUUCGCUAUUUCAAAAUAUCUGCGAAAUCGAAAAAAUAACGGGUUUGAUCUUGGAAAAACUUAUGGAAGCAUCAAAAGGAAGAAAUGGAAAACGUGUGAAAAAUUCGACAAACUUUUAAAACUUUUAAGGAAUCAUAAUUGUUUUAAAAGGGUGUCCAUUGUUGAGUCGUCAUAAGAAAUAAAUUCGAGCUUCGAACAUUUUUCCUUUUUUCAUCCCUUUCCUUUAAAAUACACUUUCAAAAAAUAUCCGAAAAAUAUUCAUUGAAACUGACUAAAAAUUUUAUUUCAUUGCAAACAUUUUCAAAAAGUUUCUUUUUAUGUUAGCGGUGUUCAUGAUUCAUCUUUUUCUUAUCAAAAAAUUAUAAAUAGCGAUCACAAAUUCGCUCUAAAUUCAUCUGAGAAUAUUUCAAAACGUAUGAACUUACUGGAGUUUAUUUUUUUAGGCCAAAAAUUCAAUUUGAUCACUUGUAUAUGAUUUUAUAUAUGUAUUGUUAAAAUAUUCAUAAAACUAUUCGCGGCUAUUUUUUUCUUCUAUUAAUCUUAUUUGAUGUUGUUACUAAUUUUAUAGCUAAUAAAAAAAUAGACACGUUGCAGAGAACUUUUUGCAAACAGGCGAAGUUUUAGGAAAUUUUGUGAGGAGUGGACUUUUUUUCACAUAAUUUAGAUAAAAUAGCUAUACAACACAUCAAAAAACAGAACAAACAACAGAUGUGAUCCGUGGACACUUUUCGAAAAUCCUCGUUUUUGAGAUUUUUGGUCUUGGAAAUUCCCGAAAAAAUAAUAAAACUGUUUAUAUUUUUCAAGCGAUGUAAACUACGUAUAAUUGCAGAACAUUUAAAUUUUUUCCUCCCUUUUUGGCGUUUAAAUUCCGGAGAAACGUUUUUUGCAACAAAAAAUGGCGCGUUUUAGGGAUAAGUUUUGCGUAGUUCUGCGCUCCGUGCUCAUACGUAAUGUGAGAAAAAGGCUUUCAAUUAAAAAACGAAACUUGUAUGUUGAUAAAUUCUUGAUACUGCAAGAAAGAAAAUAACUUUUGCACAAUCGUAUAAAGACGUUUUUAUAAAAUUUCAGACUUUCUCAAAAGCAAGGGAGUCACUGGGAGGAUUCAUAUCGACACCACGUUCAACUUUGAUGUCAGGAUACGUUUUGACCUCUGAUCAAUUGAUUAAUUGAUUGAUUCUUUGAAAUACUGGAGAUUUCCAUCGCUUUAUCUUCGGGAAAGCUCCGCUCUCAACUUGUUUCUUUCAUAUAGAGUGCUCGGAAAAGCUCUUUAAAACUUUUGUCGCGAACGAGGCGAAAAAAAAUACUUCGAAGGAUUAGUAUUUUGAAAACUCAUGCACUAGAUUACUCAUCAAAGUUUUCUGAAAAAAGAGUGUUGAAAGUUAUUUUACAGUUGUCAAGCUUUUGCAGGUCUGGCUAGAGAAUAAUUAUGACCAAGACGACGAUGACGACGAUGAAGUCGCUAAAGACGCCGAUAGCGACGACGAUGAUGAUGAAACCGAUAUGUGGGACGACGAUUCCCUCUGGCCAGAUGGGAGUAUGGAGUACAGCGACCACGACUUUAGAUUCCCUGUGCUGAAUAUGGACCAACGCUACUUUGCAUCUAUUGGGUAUGUCUAUUUUUGGAUUUUCUUUCCUCACAGAAGGAAUCAUAAGCACAGCUUGGGAGUUUGAUCAAACUUUGCUCAGAUUUUAAUAUAUUUGAAUACCUACUCCACUCGGAUACAUAGAGCAACAUGUGUUACAGUUAAAGAGUCAUAGCUUAAGCAAAGGAAGAUAAUAGUGAAUUAGCACCGAUUUUAAUAAGCCCUCACGAGCAAAUACACCGGUAUAGGAAGUCAAACACUAAAUAGGAUUUUAUAUCAAAGUAAACGGAUAGGAAUGUUGGAAAAGCGCUCUUCGAUGCUGAGCGACCCGAGAAACUUUCUGAAACGGAUGGUAGGCGUAUUAGAGUUGAAUCUUGAGGCUAUAUCACUGCGGUGUAGCCAAAACUUCUUGAUGUGCCCUCGCCUCAGCCGCGACAUGGCGUUACUCUCUCAUAUAAUUGGGUAGAAGAUCUUGAUGAGCCAAAAAAAAUCAUAAUAACUUAUUGCAUUUUGAUGAAAAACGUACAGCUCAACUUUAACAGCUUUUUUUUUCAAGAAGAAGAUCAAAAAAACAAAGUUUCAUCGUUUUCCCAAGCUGUGCCCAUUCGCCCGUUUUUCACUACAUUGUGCAGUAAACCAACUAAAAAGCUACUAAAAGCUAUUCUUUAUUAAGAUAAUUUUACAGUCAAAAACCCAAACGUCCCUUCCUCUGCAUGAUUCCUGUGUGA